Penicillium manginii is the source of this 2598-nucleotide messenger RNA. RefSeq lists its product as uncharacterized. Gene Ontology annotation, molecular function: protein tyrosine phosphatase activity. NCBI's taxonomy places the organism in Eukaryota, Fungi, Ascomycota, Eurotiomycetes, Eurotiales, Aspergillaceae. The transcript has 5 exons. The record is from RefSeq and is a predicted model, not a curated record. Gene Ontology annotation, biological process: protein dephosphorylation. The coding region runs from base 1 to 2598 and encodes 865 amino acids.
AUGCAAGACGAGAAUUUCUUCCAUGCUGUUAGCAAGACGCUGGAUGGUCUUUUCCGCUUGUCUCGAGCCAUUCGCCGCUCAGGAAUUCUCCGCAGAUACAUGAAAGUCGGAAACCAUGUUGAGUUUGAUGAAGAUGGCGUAAAUCUAACAGAAGCAUUUUGCAAUGGUGCAAAAAUGCUCAUAGAUUUUCGCAUGAAGGAAUCCAAGGCGAGUGAGGGUCUACGGCAACGCAUUAUUGAUACCAUCUGCUUGCGCCAGCAAUACUUUUCCUACCAAAAGACCAGAAAAGCCGAAAACGGCCCAAUUGCAACAAAGACCGACCAGGGCCAUCAAGCAACUCCAAGGUCGGCACUCAGGUCCACAGCCAGCAUCACUGGUUCUCUCACGUCGAAGACACCACGAAAAGCGACAAAGCAAUCACCGCGUAUGCAAAGGGCUCGCCAGUCUAUUAAGACAGCGACAACAGCUCAACCUGAUCGAAUGAAAAAGGCCUACUCUGGCAAUUCCGCCAAUGAGAGGCCAAACCAUGGCGUUGAUUAUAGCGACGCGGAUGUUCCUCCGCCACCAAAGGUAUUCGGCAACAUCAAAGAGUCGGAGUGUCCGUACUGCUUUCUGUUUCAUGAAGACCAGUUCGAAGACGACGAUAUCGACGACAUCGCGGCCGCAUGCUAUCAACAGCUACCCGAGGAUAUUAUGAUUAAGGAAUGUCCAUUCUGUCCUACAGUGCAGAAUGUAGAGCUGGGGCCGAGUGAUAUGAUAAAUCAUAUCGCAUACCACCUUAUUGCGCUGGCACAGAUCUCUCUUGCAGGCCAUAUAGAUGGUGACCAGUCGCAAUCAGCAUGGUCCGAAUCAAAAAGAAAUCCAAGUUCACGCCCGGCCAGUGCAGGAUCUGUUCAGGAACGACUGCACUCAGAGUUCAGAGAUAGCGAUGACCAUGAAGGCCCCACAUUUCUAUCAGACGAGGUAAUCCCAGAUGCAGAUGUCGAGCUGGUUGAUGCGUUGUGGCAGAAAGUUCAAAAACCACAGGAGGAUCCCUCGAGGGAUUUGACACUUCACCACUUCAUCGCUAAAUUUGAAAUUCAAGCGAAGGAGAUCACAAAAGACGUCGCUGGACGUGAGACCUCCAAGGAUUCGGUGAGAUGGGCUACGAUGUCCGAGCCAGACAGCGGUGCGGAUGUACUACAAGCUGCACUUAAUGAAAGUCGUCGAAAGGCUAUUGGGAUUCGUGGCAAGCAGGGAAGCCCCAGGUUAGAUCCCGAGAAUACGGACGAUCAUCAUGUCCCGCCGUUUCUGUGUCAGUCAGUCGCAGAGAUUCACGACAAGUUUGAAGACCUCGAAUGGAUGCAGCGGGUACGACUUACUGAUGGCAUGUUGUCCAACGAUCCUGCCCAUCCCUACUACCUAGAAAGUGAUCCAAAAGUCAAGGCCCGCAAUCGAUAUGUCAAUGUACAGGCAUGGGCCAACUCCCGCAUUCAUCUGCGGGUGCCCGAGGGUGAGUGUGAUUUCAUCAACGCCUCACCGAUCACAUUGAAGGACUCGGCCACACAAGAAAAGAGGAAAUAUAUCGCGACGCAGGGGCCUAAGCUUGGUUAUAUCUCGCACUUUUGGCAUAUGGUCUUCCAUGAAAGUAAAGAUGUGGCUGUUAUUGUCAUGUUGACACAGACUUUCGAGGCAGGUCGGGAAAAAUGUGCACAGUACUUCCCUUUGGACGAUGAGCAGGUUUCUAUGACCCUGACUGAGGAGUCCGCUGAAGACGCCGAUUUAGAGCAGCAACCUGAAACAAUGAUUGAGCCUGCUGUUGUUGAGGAAUCUCAUGCUGAAGAAACUGUAUCCGAGGAAUCUAAAAAGAGGAUUGAAACCACCGUAACCGAGAGGAAGGUUAAGACAGCAGAGGCUGAAGAACCCGCCAUUGUUAGUCGACCCGUUGCUCAACAGAUUUUCACCGAGAAGGCUCCUCGGGAGUCCGCCGAAAUAGUUGCUGCUAAGAUGAAGGUAGAAAUGCCUUCGACUAUUGAGCUUUAUGUUCCGAGUCAGAAAUCGGAGUUGGAACCGAUGGUGACCAAUCAAAGCAGCCCGGUGAGAAUGAGAACUUUCAAGAACAUGGGCAAGGUCACCUUGUUAGAGUCAACAUUUGAUGCCAAGUCACGCUCGGAGAUUCGCAAGCUCCAGCUGACAAUCGGCUCAGAGUCGAAGAUCGUGUGGCAUUUUCUCUUUGCGGGCUGGGCAGAUUAUUCCAAGCCAGAAGGCAACGAUCGCGAGGCGCUCCUUGAAUUGAUAAAAUUAUCAGCUUCCAAAUCGGGGCCUGACAAUCCGCGUGUGGUCCACUGCAGUGCAGGCGUCGGCCGCACAGGAACUUUCAUCGCCCUUGAUUAUCUUCUCCAAGAGCUUGAAUCGGGCCAAUUGCUGCAAGUAGCCGAUCCUGAAACUGACCCUAUCUUUGAAACGGUCAACUUGAUGCGCGAGCAACGCAUGAUGAUGGUUUACAACGAGAUGCAAAUGCAGUUCAUCUACGAGGUACUUCGAGAACAAACGGAUAUCAAACUGGGCAAAGUUUAUGAACAAAAAUAUGGGUCACCUGGGAGCCAGAUAGCUGGAUGA